AGUGUGGUGUGCGUCGCCUUUCUGCUACAUAGCUCUGCUCUGCGCCAUUGCUGCUGGCUUGAGAGAGAGAGGAUUCUUCUUCAUCUUCUCCGUUUACAGCUGUGAGCUCCAAGCUCUGGACUUAGUGAUUGCUGCCACUCGCACGGCCCCAGCUUUCGGCAUCGAGAUCCAAGAAUAUCAGGAGCGAAAAAAAGAGUCUUGGGACGCAAUCAUUAGGAGCUGUCUGCAUUGCAGAGAUUCUCUGCUUGGCUGUUGGCUCGCUCCUUCAAUUCUCCUCCUCUUGCGUGUUGUCUCACUCCUUCAGCACUCCUCCUCAGCUCCUCCACAGCUGUUCCUGCUCCGGCAUCUGCUCAAGCCUAAGAACAAAUUCAGGAAGCAGGAGAUCGUUUCCACGAGGUUGUAUUGAAAAGGGAGAUUAAGGGAUUCGAAGGCUUCUGGAUGCAAUAAUCACAAGUUCCGUUGGGAGGGAAAACCAACCAACCCAACAGAUGAAACUGUGCAGCAGGUAGGCUGAGAGGCUUCUUCUCUGACCAGCGAUCAGCUUGUUCGGAGAAGGACUCUUUGCUUCCACCCCAUGGAGAAGGAAGCCAUGGAGGGGCAUGUGAUGGUACCAUUGCAGAGCUUGAGCCUAGAGCUCCCGGAUGGGGAAAUCAUAGUGGGCUACAACAAGGACACCUCGGCUCUGCAAGAGGAGAUUUCAACUAUGCGAUCAAGGCAGCGACAUCUUGACAGGAGAAGGCGGGAGGCGCUCGACAAGCUCAUUGACCUGAAAGGAAGUAUUAGGGUCUUCUGCCGGGUACGGCCGCUGGUCCAGACGAACAACUUGAACACCAAAUCACCAGUUACUGUUGGACAAGAAAAGAUUGCAGUCAAGUCAGUUGGGAUCAAGAAAGAGUUCAGUGUUGAUAGGGUUUUUGGACAGGAGUCCACACAAGAGGAUGUUUUCCAAGAAGUAAAACCGAUCCUCAGAUCUGCACUUGACGGGCACAAUGUCUGCAUUCUCGCUUAUGGCCAGACUGGGACAGGGAAAACAUACACAAUGGAAGGAACUGAUGGGAAGCUUGGUAUUGUGCCUCGAGCUAUCCAAGAACUGUUUUCUCACGCUUCAGAAGACAGUUCAUCCACAUACUCUUUCACCAUAAGCAUGCUUGAGGUCUACUUGGGGAGUCUCAAGGACUUGUUGGCACCAAGGCAGCCUCUCUUCAGGUCAACAGAAUGUAACACAGCAUGUAAUCUCAGCAUACUAGCAACAAAAAGUGGUGCUGUGGAAGUUGAGGGGCUGACGGAUGUCUCAAUACCUGACCUGAAGAAAGCCAACCAGUGGUACUGUAGAGGACGGCGAGCCCGAUCAACAUCUUGGACAAAUGUCAAUGAUGUCUCGAGCCGGUCGCAUUGCUUGACAAGGAUUACCAUAAGGAGGCAUGGAGCCACUGAAGAAGUCAGCAAGCUCUGGCUCAUCGAUCUUGGUGGCAGCGAGCGGUUGCUGAAGACUGGUGCAUCUGGGUUGACCAUGGAUGAGGGAAAGGCCAUAAACCUCUCCCUAUCAGCACUUGGAGAUGUCAUUGCUGCACUUAGGAGAAAGAGGAGUCAUGUUCCUUACAGAAACAGCAAGCUUACCCAGAUUCUCAGUGACUCGCUUGGUAAUGGUUCAAAAGUUCUAAUGGUGGUGCACAUCAGCCUUUCUGAGGACGAUGUUGGUGAGACGGUCUGUUCCCUGAACUUCGCGAAACGAGCCAGAUCAAUCGAAUCAAAUAGAGAAAUUCCAGAAGAUCUGAAAAUGUUGAAGCAGAAGCGGCUCGCAGAGCUUGACAAGGAAAUCUGCACUGUGGAGGAAGAGUUGAAGUAUCUGAAUGAAGAAAUAAGGAGAUCAGAGAUCUCACUUGAAGAGAAGAACAAGCUCACUUCAUCUGUUUGUCGGGCUCUUAGUGAUGGGAAGGGAUCACCAAGAAGCACUCUAGUGGUAGGCCACAUUGAUGUCACAGAGAGCCCACACGCAACAGAGAAGGCAAAGAGCAGGCUAUCUCACGGUUCAGCUCCCCACUUCAUGUCUUCGACGGUGUGCAGUCGGCAAAGACAUACUGCAGGAAGCCAUUUUGUUAGUAAGCCGAGGCUGACAAAGUCAGUAAACAGAUAUUCAACUGAGCUGAGUGGGAGCCAGUCAUUCAGCUACUCAAGCUGCAAGAAUGCAGCCAAGGCUAGGUCAGUGGCAUUCUCAUCCAGUGUGCCCAAGAUAAAGUGCUUGCCAGUCAAGUCUGAUCAGAUCAACAUAAGUAACAACAGCAUCGACUCGACAGCUGCAUCAGCACCACGGCGGAGGGAAAGCUUUGGCUCCAAACCGGUUCAAAGAGCACCCCUACACCAGCACAGGAGGCGGAUGUCUAGCCUAACAUAGCCUUACAUAAAUACCAAUUGGACAGUUCUGAUUUUAACUUGUUUUAGUGGUGAAAGGAUUGUGAAAGUUGUUUGUGGUUUUUGUCGGUGCUUGUUGGUAUGUUUGUUAACUGCAUAGUUUUUGACUGCUGUAACUAUUGGAGGCCCUUUGUCUUUUGUUUUUGAUUUGACAUGGAAGGGCAAACUGAUGUGAGGAAUAUGGUAAAUGGAAAUGGAAUUGUAAUUGGACUUACUAA
Molecule: messenger RNA, 2627 nt
Organism: Sorghum bicolor (sorghum)
Lineage: Eukaryota; Viridiplantae; Streptophyta; Magnoliopsida; Poales; Poaceae
Product: kinesin-like protein KIN-14O
Exons: 12
Coding region: 575-2392 (605 amino acids)
Biological process (GO): microtubule-based movement
Molecular function (GO): microtubule binding; ATP binding; microtubule motor activity
Source: RefSeq, a predicted model, not a curated record